AUGGCUACGUCGAGUCUCACCCCGGGCGUCUCUCUUGAUGAGAAUGGCAGCAUCAAACUUUUCAACAAGUUCCCUUUUGAGGGUGUUGAAGUGAAGGACAUCUCUUUGGUUGAUUAUAUCACCGUUGGUAAUGGUCAACCUCUUCCUCACACCGCUGGCCGUUUCCAAGCCAAGCGUUUUCGUAAGGCUCGUUGCUUCAUUGCUGAGCGUUUGACCAACAGCUUGAUGAUGAACGGCCGUAACAACGGUAAGAAGCUUUUGGCUACUCGCAUUGUCAAGCACGCUUUUGAGAUCAUCGCUCUCUUGACCGACCAAAACCCUCUCCAAAUUUUGGUCGACGCCGUUGCCGCUUGUGGUCCUCGUGAAGACUCGACCCGUAUCGGUAGCGCUGGUACCGUCCGUCGUCAAGCUGUCGAUGUUUCUCCUCUUCGCCGCGUCAAUCAAGCCAUCGCUCUCAUCACCGUUGGUGCUCGUGAGGCUGCUUUCCGUAACGUCAAGUCUAUCUCUGAGUGCUUGGCUGAAGAAAUCAUCAACGCCGCCAAGGGUUCUUCUAACUCUUAUGCCAUUAAGAAGAAGGAUGAACUCGAGCGUGUUGCCAAGAGCAACCGUUAA
Molecule: messenger RNA, 612 nt
Organism: Schizosaccharomyces osmophilus
Lineage: Eukaryota; Fungi; Ascomycota; Schizosaccharomycetes; Schizosaccharomycetales; Schizosaccharomycetaceae
Gene: rps5
Product: 40S ribosomal protein S5
Exons: 1
Coding region: 1-612 (203 amino acids)
Biological process (GO): ribosomal small subunit assembly; translation
Cellular component (GO): ribosome; cytosolic small ribosomal subunit
Molecular function (GO): rRNA binding; mRNA binding; structural constituent of ribosome
Source: RefSeq, a predicted model, not a curated record